Haliaeetus leucocephalus (bald eagle) is the source of this 1821-nucleotide messenger RNA. Its product is annotated as E3 ubiquitin-protein ligase TRIM11-like. The transcript is spliced from 8 exons. The record is from RefSeq and is a predicted model, not a curated record. Gene Ontology annotation, molecular function: protein binding; metal ion binding. NCBI's taxonomy places the organism in Eukaryota, Metazoa, Chordata, Aves, Accipitriformes, Accipitridae. Bases 5 to 1675 code for a protein of 556 amino acids.
AGACAUGGCGCGGGCCGUGCUGGCGCUGGGCGAGUGCCUUCAGGCCGAGGCCACUUGCCCCGUCUGCCUGGAGCUCUUCUCCGAGCCCGUCAUCACCGAAUGCGGCCACAACUUCUGCGGCCCCUGCAUGGCCGAGGUGCUGGGGGUCCCGCCGCGCCCCGCCGCCUGCCCCCAGUGCCGCGCCACCGUGGCCCCCGGCUCGCUGCGGCCCAACCGCUCGUUGGGUGCCGUGGAGACACUCCAGAGCAACCUGGUUUUUCUACAAAAAGAGAAAGAAGAAUUUAAGCCCAAAGGAGAAGAGAAAAGUGAUGGCCUGCUGGAGAAGGUGGCCUCGGAGCGGCAGAGGCUGCAGGACACCUUCAAGCAGCUGCAGCAGUUCCUGCAGGAGCAGGAGGGCAUUCUGCUGGCCAAGCUUGACCAGGCGCAGAGGGAGCUCGCCAAGGAGCGCCACGAAUACGUCUCCAGUGUUUCAGAGAGGAAAUCGCUGCUGGACACACUGACUGUGGAGAUAGAGAAGAAACGUGACCAGCCGGUGGUCGAGUUCCUUAUGGAUGUUGGCAAAACCCUGAGCAGCUGCGAGGUGGCGAGGGCCCCGAUCCCAGAGCCGGUUUCUCUGGAGCUGCAGAGGACGGUUAAGAGCCUCUCUGAGAUAAACGAGCUGGUCGUGGCUGUAGUGGACAAAUUCAAAGUGAACCUGCUGAGCGAGAUGGACAGAGAAAGGGGUAAGUUUCUAGAGCUGAUGGGCACAAAUGAGGGAGAAAAGCUUUCCAGAAUGAGUUUCCUUCCAUCCUUGGGGCAGGGAUGGGCUCACACCACAACCUCUAAAUCCAGGGUCUGUCUAAAACCGGGUCCCUUCGUUUUGACUAGGCCUGCUACAAAAAUGCAGGUCCAUCCCCAUGUCAGGCAAUGCCCAGCGAUGCUGUCCUCUAACACCAAGCGAGGGCCAGGGCAGCACAAGGCCCUCGGCUUCCCUGUCUUUGGAGACUUUAUUCUUAUGCCGCAAUGUGUAAGGCUGUGCUCGGGGUCCACACAGUCCUGGCAGCAUCACAGGGCUCGGGUCCAGCUGUGCCAAGAGUACAUGUCCCAGCCCCAUGGAAGAGGGAGAGGUGCUGGUUCGCUCCUCAGCAGGCAAUGGACUGAUGUUUUGCUCUGUUGUGCAUUAGUGAAGGUGACACUGGACCCAGAGACGGCAAGCCCAUACCUGAUCCUCUCGAAGGACCGCAAAACCGUGUGGCUGGGAGACGGACAGCAAAACCUCCCUGACAGCCCCAAGAGAUUCACGGGCAGCCCCAGCGUCCUAGGGUCCCAGGGGUUCACGGCUGGGAAGCAUUACUGGGAGGUGGAGGUAGGGGAUGGGGACAGCUGGGCUGUGGGGGUGGCGGUGGAGUCUGUGCAGAGGAAGGAAUCGCUCAGCAUGGCCAUGGGGAAGAUCUGGGCCCUGCGGCUGGACUGGAAUCACCAGUACACGGCACUCCACAUGCCCCCUGCCCCUCUGGCACUGAAGCAAGAGCCCCGGAGAAUCAAGGUCCACCUGGACUACGAAGUAGGCCAAGUGACCUUCUACAAUGCGCAGAACGGGAUGCAGAUCUUGCAGUUCAAGGCCUCCUUCACAGAGAAGGUCUUCCCUUACUUUUGGCUCUGGUCACAAGAAGCCUACAUCCAGCUGUGUGCCUGACAGGGUCAGAUGCCUCCCGGUCCCCUGCCCGUGCCCUUGGCUAGCUGAAUAGGCAAGAGGUGUGGGAAUGACGCAGCAUAGCGUUGCAGACUCACUGCAGCUCUGCCUGGGCUGGAUCCCCUCUGCAUGUUGCUGCAUCUCCUCCU